Messenger RNA from Paramisgurnus dabryanus, 490 nucleotides. The record is from RefSeq and is a predicted model, not a curated record. Lineage: Eukaryota; Metazoa; Chordata; Actinopteri; Cypriniformes; Cobitidae.
AUGAAUGCACUUAUGAAGAAGUUUGAAGGCCAUAACUUCAUCAUCCUUGGGUUUCCUUGCAAUCAGUUUGGACUACAGGCACCUGAGGAAAACCAUGAAACCCUAAAUGUUUUGAGGUGUGUGAGACCAGGAGGAGGUUACACACCACAGUUUCCCAUCUUCAGUAAGAUUGAGGUGAAUGGCGAUAAUGAGAGUCCUCUGUAUGUCUUUCUAAAGGAAUCUCUUCCAUUUGUAAACCCUGUCAUCGGAGACAUCAAGAAACUUUACUGGUCUCCCAUUAAAGUCAAUGACAUUCGAUGGAACUUUGAGAAGUUCCUCAUCAAUGCAGACGGAGUUCCUUACAAACGUGACGAUCCCUCAGGAAACUCCACAGAAGCUGAGCUGGAUCUGAAGAGGACAGGACCAAAUCUGAUCUUUAGUGCAUUCGCUCAGAUCUUCUCUUGACCUGAGACCGCCCACUGAGAGAAGAGCCCCACCCAAUACCUCAAUG